AGCCCGGAGGGAGACAGUCAGAGCAGAUAUAGUACUAGAAGGAAAGCCGAAGCGCGGGCGCACUUGGUGAAAUCAGUCGUUCGCAGUCAACGCGAGUGUGACGGCGGUGUGUGGUGGCGUCGCGACGCCGGCGCAGUCACGUCGAUCGAUUCCAACGAUUAUUUCUCUCUCUCCCUCUCUCCCUCUCUCUCGCCCCUAACGGGUCGACGGAAACCAGAGUCGAGCAGAAACGACAGAAACGAACGAGUAGAAAGAAGAAGCCCGUGGAUCCGACGAGGAGGUGCAUAGACACUUAGGGUAGCGGAUAGAAUGAGAGGGUGAAACUCGCCGUAGGUGUAUCACCCAAGAGCGAGGGAGACAGACGAAGGGAGGAAUCGGGCGGGGGUGUCGUGUGCGCGCGUGUCUUUCGACGGACACUACGCGUACAACGGAACGUGCAGGAUACGCGCGAGGUGACAGAUCACCAAGGAAGGUUUGUUUCGUGCCGAAAAAAAAUAGCACGGGUUCUCUCUUUCGGUGACACCGUGUCUCCCCCGUGUUUAAAAAUAUUCGCGCACAGCCGCGGUGCAGGAUGACGCCGUUGCGGAUUUAGAAGAGAGAAACUUAACCUUCCCGCAAGCUGGACGCCGGGAUCGAUUGUAAUACAGUCUUCUUAACAGCCGGCUGACACUGGCUCGAAGACAUGGAUUACCGGUCUACUGGUACCAGGUGCGAGGAUGACUCCCUGGAGAACGAGAAAGGAAUCGGUGCUGCGAACGACCACAAGGGAGCGUCUAAAUGCGGUGGCUCGCACACGCGCGGAACGGCGAUGUCGUUUGGUUUCCGACGAAGACCCACCUCCGGGAUACCGAUGCCGAUAACGAGUUACGCCACAGAGGCGACGAUGUUCCACCCGCGCUCGAAAUCAGCCGGCCCGGAGCAGAACCGGAGACGCGACGAGGACAACACCUGCGCGAUGCGUAACUCGUCUUCCGGCCGAUCGACGCCUCGGCUGGCGCCACCGAAGAAAGAGUCCACCGGAAUCGCCGUCCGGACGAACCGCUUCGGUUACAGGCAACCGCAGCCGAAAUUCACGAACAAGGUCGGCGACAUCUGUAGCAGUCACACGGCGAGUCAUCACAACCAGGAAAAGCUGCAGCAGCAACAGCAGCUGGACAGUUUCGCCAAGCAGCAGCACAGGGUGGUACAAGUGUGCAACGCGACGGCGCCUUCGAAGGCGAAGCAAACGCAAAUUCCAAAUACCCAGUACACCAACGCAAACAGCAACUACGUGGACGGCAAUCGGCGGCCAUCGAACAUCCCGGAGUCGUUCGGCAGGUACACCCUGCACACCAGUCACCUGCCGUUGCCUCAAUACGCCGUAAGAAUGACCGACGCGAACUCCAAGGUCGCGAAAACCGCAGCGAACCAGAGCAGGAAGGUUUCUGCGGCGUCGAAGAGCUCAGCGAGUUCGAAAGAAGGCUCCAGCACGGAGGAUUCCGGCGUGGGGAGUCAGCAGGGUUGUCCUGGCGAGAUCGAAUCGAGAGGCGUUGAUUACGCGGACGGAUCGUUGGCGAGGAGACGCACCAUAGGCAGACCUAGGAACUUGAGGAUGGUCGUGAACGGGAAGAGCUUCGAUGUCAGAGACGUCCGGGAUGACGAUAGCACGGUCACCGAAAUAUCCGUUAUAUCGUUGCCCAAGACGUUCACGGCUACCACUGGUUUGGUGCGGGAAAGAACUAGCCAGUACCAGAGGAUCGUUAAUAAAGACAACAGGUACACCGAAUCGACCACGUCCAUGUCCACCACGUCCUCGGAGGGCUACGACGAAGGUUUAGGCGAGGAGAAGGUUUAUAAAGAUAGAUCACAUUCCGAGAAGAUUCCUUCGAUUAAGUCGGACUUCAGUCCACCGAGUUCGGACGACCCUGAAUACGGUCACGGGGAGGCGAUGGCUGACGAGUACUCGUUGAGCUCCAGCGACGAAUGUCAUCGUUCCGGUUCGAUUCAACACGCGGAGACCGUUUCCCACACGGCUAAGAACGGAACCUUGCCGAAGACUAGUCUGCGUUCCGUGCUUCUCACCAUCGAGGAUCCCGCGUUUGCCGCAGCUGCAGCCACGUCCACCACCUUGAUAGAUGAUGAGACGUCCCCUGUCGACAGCCUCUUCGACAGUCUGACGGCUAGCAUCACGCAGUCGGAUGUUAAAGCCGCGAGGAAGGACAACGCGGCGGAACAGUGCGAACAGGAAGACGACAGCCCUGGGACCCCGACGAACGCGUCGAAUUCGUUGAGUUUGUCGGAGGGUAGGGAAUUCUUCGACGACGAGAUCGCUGAUCAGCCUGGGCUUGUUUUCGAUGACAUCUCGAGGACUGUUGGAGACCCGCAUUCCGCCAUGGCUAGUCAGGCACACACCGAGAACAGCCAUACUUUGAUCGAAUCCAGUCCUAAGACAGGUACAGGACAUGGAAAAAACGCAACAAACAGCCCUCAUCAUGGCAAACGAAUAAGUCGAGCUGGCAGCGUCGACACUUUAUCUCCCUGUGAAUCCAUUGCUUCUGAUGACCUAAUACUGGAUUACGAACAGAGCGAUGCGAGCUCCUACGAGGAACAACAUCGGGUGGAGUCAACUACUGCAUUGCAGGACAUGGAUGACGCUGUCAUUCUGUCCGAACUGGAAGCUCAAGGAGAAGAAGUGAUGAGACAGUGGACUUCUUUGUUGGGUACAUGUCAAACACUGCAGCAAACUAAUAAUUCGAAUACAAUUAAUAACAAUGUGAACAGUGGAUCGGCCAAUAACAAUAACCCAUCAACCAACGAUAUAGGGUGUGUAUUUAAAAGUUUUAUAUCGCAUUUAAUACCUCUAACUGCUUUGUAUUGAUCAUGGUUCAACACAUGCAUGCAUACUUCUACGGUAGAUAGGUUCGAAUCGAGAACAAAUUAUACUAAAUGUUAUCUUCUAGAUUUAUUUAUGAGUAAAAUGAACCAUCGUUUCGCCGCUUUAAGAAUUAUUUUUAACUAUAGGUUAGUAGUCCAAGAAACGCACAAUUGUUUAUAGCUUGGGAAACGCUUCUUUUACGUUUCGUUUUAUGUAUUUACAUUAUAUGUUGCUUAGCUGUUUGUUAUUAUACACGUUAAUAGGUAUUACCAUACGGUAUAAAUAAGAGUGAUAAAAACGACUUGUAUCUUUUCCAUCGAACGUUCAACAUAAUGGCUAAGAAUAUAAUUAAAUGUAGAACAGAAACGAUUAAUUCGUUAUUCUACGUCUGCUUUAGAUGUUAUAUAUUCGCUAACAUUUACGAAUAAUCGGAAAUAACAUUUGAAAGAUAAUCACUUCGUAAUAUGGAUACUCCUUUGGAGCGACAAUCUUUUUAACUACUUGAAUUCUUGCACAGUGUCCAUAUUAUAUAUAUAAUAUUAUAUUACACAUAUAUUUAUGGAAUAUCCUUAAUUGAAGUUAAUAGUGAAUUGUAUUAGUGAAUUAUAUUACAUAUUAUAUUAUAUGAAGUAUGAAUUAUUUUACAAAAAUUUUGGCGUAACGGUUAUAUUUAAUGGAAAGGUCUACUUUAAUAUUGUCACUAUCUAUUUGACAAGUAUUUUUUUAACAAUUUCGAAUGUUACGUACUUUUGGAUUUGGAAAACUUUAUAAAAGUAUAACUUCUUCGUUAUAGUGAAGAAAUGAGUAGGAAUAUUAACAAGUUUACCUCCUGUACAAGAAGAUAAACUAUACAGAUUUUGCUAUCAUUAGAAAAGUUAUUGUUUAAUUUUUAGGAUUUGUAAGGUAAGUUGUAUAAUAUUACACAUAAAUGUCACAGUCUGUAAUUAUUAGCUGGUUUUAAUAAGCAUAAUGUAGAAAAUUAUUUUGGAAUAAGGUUUCCACUAAAAGGUGUAACAACAAGUUUUUCUUUACCAACACUUAUUUAGGUAUUUCAACGAUAGUUAUGAAUAAUCUUUAUUUAAUAUACUCUUUUAAUUCAUUUUAAAUUAGAAACAUCUCCUAUACGAAAGUUUUCACAUAUAAAAAACUUUUUUAAUUACUUCCAAUUAAUCUAAUAAAAUUCUUAAUAAUUACAAGACUAUGUUUUUUCAUGUAAAACUGUUUAAAACUCGAAAAUUCAAAUAAUAGCAUAAAAACUUAAUACUGAAAUUCAAGAUUUGAAUUGUGAGAGGUGAACUUUUCUAAUAAUGAUUUGUAGGUUCUAAGUACAACAAGAUACAAUUUCAUGCAACCACUUUAAAUACUACAAAUAAUGGAUAAUUCAUUGUAGUAAUUAAUUUAAUUUUUCUUAAUUUCAAGACCAACAAAAAUAUAACAAUAAAUUAAAAUUUACAAGUUUUUCUUUUAAACACUGAAUGUAAUGAAAAUUGAAUAUUUUUUAAUAAAAGAAAUGAAAUAAAAUAAUUUAGCAGGAAGUUAAUAGUUUUUACUAAUAUUAUUAUCGAUGAUACUAUUUAUUAACUACUUAUCAACAACACAAAUUUAAAUAAUGUCUCAAGCGUAAAUGAUUACGUAUACAAACUGUGAAUGAACCAAAGUUUCUUUUUGCAUUGUGUCUCCAUCUGAAUUAAAUGGAAUCGCUUUAACGAGCACAUUUCUGAAAUAUGUCAGGGUUUGAGAUAUGCGCGAGACAUUGUUGUAUGGCGUCUAUUCAUCCAUACAAAACCGCGUCUGCAUUCCAGACAUCGAGACUUCUCUCUGCUAGCGAGAUAUUUCAGUCGACCGAACGUUCGUGUCAAAAUCAAUAGCUUCGUAGAAAUUAAAUACUGUCAUAUGCUUAGGGAUGUGAGAUGGAUAUUGGAAACAUUUAAUUAUGAACAAAUAUUAAUGAUGGAGGGAUGUAGAAUUUUAUAUUAUUUGUACCUUAAUGAAAUAUUAUUAAAUUUAUUUGAAUAUGUAGCUUCUUUGGUUUUAUAACGAAACAUUAUUUUGUUAUUAAAUAUUCUGUUGUGUUUUUGUGUUUUUAUGGGAUUUAAUUCUUCGCUAUUUAAAUAUAUUUACUGUUAGGCAAUUAAAUUAAUAUAAUUUCUAGACAAUUUAAUUAGAAGUUUCCUGUUUAUUAUUAAUAUAAGUGAUUCUUUUUAAUAAUAAUUUCUUAUUUUAGCAAUAUAAAAAUAGUUCUUAAAUAUUUUACAGGAUAUCCCAUACUAGUCUUUCCCUAUAACUAUUUCUUACUAAAAGAACUGUUCCAGAUAAAACAUACUCUACUUUGAGAGGGUUCAUCUUGUAGUCUGUGCACAAUUUUGUUCCAAGUGAAAGCAUUUCUGAGAUUUCAUGAUCACCCAAUCUUUUUUCAAAUUAAACUAUAUGCAGUAUUUUAACUAAACAUGGAGCUUAUAGAUUGACAAAUACAGCGACCUAUAAUAUGUAAGUCAUUCAAGGUCAUUCAAGGGCAACACGCAGAACCUGAUACCUGUAUCUUUGCUGCAAUGAAUGCUGUUACUCUAAAUAAGGAAAUGAGGUAGUGCACCAGUUUCUAACAGGAUCAUUGAAUCUGUUAGCUCUCGAAUUUUUUCUAUGGAAUCGUCUAAAUAAUAAAAUUUAUAUAUUAUGAGGUAACUGUAUUUGUUAGUAAACAAAAUUCAUAUUCAUUUAAAUAUGUUCAAGAAUAUAAUUAGAAACAUAAGUUUCAAAAAGUUAAGGUGUGGUUUUCAGAAAGAUUAUUUAAAAUAUUAAGGCACGGAAGCUAAAAUAGUGAAAUUUAUAGUAAAAUUUAUAUAUUAUAAGGUAAUUGUAUUUAUUAGUAAACAAAAUUCAUAUUCAUUUAAAUAUGUUCAAGAAUAUAAUUAGAAACAUAAGUUUCAAAAAGUUAAGGUGUGGUUUUCAGAAAGAUUAUUUAAAACAUUAAGGUACGAUAGCUAAAAUAGUGAACGUUGAUAUUUUUCAAGUGCCUCGACUUGAAACAAAAACACGCAAACAACAAUGGCUACAAGAUAGCCCACUAGGAAAAGUGUAAGUUUUGCUGUAAACAUCUCUUUGAUGAAAUUAUAAUAAAUAUAAACAAACG
Molecule: messenger RNA, 5981 nt
Organism: Hylaeus anthracinus
Lineage: Eukaryota; Metazoa; Arthropoda; Insecta; Hymenoptera; Colletidae
Product: serine-rich adhesin for platelets
Exons: 4
Coding region: 683-2857 (724 amino acids)
Source: RefSeq, a predicted model, not a curated record